AGUUUGUGUAUUGAAUUAUUCAAUUAUUCCAUCAUCUACCAUCUAGUCGUCUCCUUGGUGAUCUAAGGACUUUAUCAUCUUCCUUCGUAGCAAAUUCUCUUCGUCUGUCUCAUACAUUUAAACACACAUAGAUAUACACUUAAUAAUCUUCCUUAAUUUUAAGAAAAAAAACAUGGAGAAAACCCAAGAAUCGGUGGUUAGAUAUGGAAGAAAGAUAGAGAAAAUGCCGUUUCUUAUGCCUGCCGGUCGAGUUGUCUUUGCAACUGCGUUCAUCGUGUCUGCUUGGAGAGAGUAUUAUGGUUUCGGAGUAGCUGCCGAUGAGUUAAGACCAAAACUUGGUUUCUUUGAGAACCAGGCAAAGUACAUAGUUUCUCUUGGUAUAAUGAUGAAGUUUAUUGGAGGGAUCUUAUUCAUCUUCAACACCUACCUAGGAGCUUCGCCUUUGCUUGUAUACCAAGCCAUUUUGAGUCCGAUAUUGUACGAUUUCUACAAUCGCGAUUUUGAUAGAGACCAUUUCACCAUUUUCUACACAAAGUUCAAAGAGUUUGUGAAUGAGACGGUGUCAGCAGAUGAUGGAGUGGCCAUGAGCCUCUAUACCUCUAUGGUUAACGAAGAAUCGCGCCAGAAAUUCUGCGAUCAGCUUAACGAGAUUGCAAGACUAGCCAUCUCGAAUCCUCUAUUCACACCAAGCGAGUUUAACACAUUGUUCAUUAGGUUUAUUAAGGGUGUUGGAAUAGUAGCUGCAUUGGCGUGCUUCAUGGCGAUGAAACAUAGGCAUGGGGUGCUCAUCAAGAAGACGUCCAAGAAGCAAAAAACUAACUGAUCCAGUUUGGCUUAUUUACUUGUGUCUCAAUCAACAAGUGAUUUCUUUGUUUUUCAAUAAUUUUUAGUUUCUUUUGAAGAUUUGUGAGUUUUUUCUUUUGGCUAUGAAUAAAUAGCUUGUAUUUGAUUAUGAUGUUGUAUUUUCAUUUCCCGAACAAAUUCAAAUUUCCUUCGGAUCAUUUGAUUUAGUUUUUUUU
Arabidopsis lyrata subsp. lyrata is the source of this 1019-nucleotide messenger RNA. RefSeq lists its product as uncharacterized. The record is from RefSeq and is a predicted model, not a curated record. The transcript is spliced from 7 exons. Bases 173 to 823 code for a protein of 216 amino acids. NCBI's taxonomy places the organism in Eukaryota, Viridiplantae, Streptophyta, Magnoliopsida, Brassicales, Brassicaceae.